AUGUUUCUGUCUUCCCUACUCUGGAAGAAGCAGAGUACAGACUCUUCACCAAAACCGAAGAAGCCACGAGCGGUUCGUGUUCGGGAUAUUCCACAAGGUUUCGAUAAAACUGCUCUCAAGCGGGAGAUAGAAGAUCUCCUAUCAGCGAAUCCCAAGGACGAUGAUGUACGGGUGCUGGAUCUUUCUCUAGUUCACACCACAUCUUCGUUGUCGUACGCCUGUGUCACAUUUUCUUCUCUCCCUGCGAAACUGGCAGCCCUAGACAAGGAAACCGUCGAGGAAAUCCGGCUUGGCGAUCUCCUUUUUGACACGAAAUUCUUGGGAAUAACGCCAGUCUUUGAAGGCCCAGCUCAGACGGAGCCUGUUGUUGAUAUCAUCGCUGUUCCGGGUCUUGGAAGCCAUCCGUUAGGUUCCUGGAAGGCUACAAAUGGCCAUGAUGUUUGGCUCCGCGAUUUUCUUCCGCAGGACGUGCCUAAUGUUCGAGUACUCCUUUACGGCUAUGAUACCACCCUAAACAGAGACGAUUGGACGUUGUCGAUCGGAGAUAUUGCUGAGCAUUUCCUUCGAUCUGUUGUAGCGUUUCGCCGGUAUACUAGGUCUUCCGACCGGAAAAUUAUUUUCGUCGCACAUAGCCUGGGAGGGUUGGUUGUUAAAGAGGCUCUAGUUCGAGCUAGAGAGGGUGAAAAUGAUCGCCAUAAGUUGAGUCUGCUAAGAGACUGUGCUGGUUUACUUUUCUUUGGCGUGCCGAAUCUUGGAUUGAGGAACGACAGUCUGAGAACGCUUGUGAAAAACCAACCCAACGAACAACUUGUGCAAGACUUGGUUGUAUAUAAAGAGUCGGAAGCGCCAUCUUAUCUAAAAAUGCUGGCACGACGAUUUACAGAGUGUUGCAAGGGCUACUAUAUUCCAGCAGUGGCGAUCUUCGAGCGAAAGUUGAGUUAUACUGUCAGAAAAGGGGCAGAUGGUGCCAUAAUCAAGGAUGGGAUGCGCAAACUCCUCGUGACGGAAGAGUCCGCCACAAACAUCGGUCUACCGGAGUCAGAGGUUAUCAAGAUUCCAUUUCUCAGGGACCAUUCCUCGCUGGUAAAGUUCUCUUCCCGAUCAGAUAUGGAUUAUAUUCAAAUCCUGGAUCACAUCAAACAGUUCACGGCAGCCCCCUGGAUCCCGACCGCCAAGAAGAAGUAUGUUGAUGUGCUGAGGGAGGCUGAAAGGGUGGUGUCUGACGUUGGACGCUGCAUCGUCGACGCAGAAAAAGAAUUGUUCAGAGGCCAGUCGAUGGCGAGCCCGUUCAUGGAACAGGAGCGCGUUGCACCAAAUUCGGACUGUUCAUGGAUUACAGUCUCCUCAGGACAGGGGAAAUCUUCCAUUUGCAAGAAUUCGGCAGAGUCCAUUGGAAAUAAAACAGUUGACGAUAGCCAAUCUGCCUCCGUCUCAUUCUACUCGGGACGCAUGAGCCAAGCUUACAGGGACGCUGAGACAGUGGCACGGUCAGCGAUACUCAAAUUGUAG
Rasamsonia emersonii CBS 393.64 is the source of this 1509-nucleotide messenger RNA. RefSeq lists its product as uncharacterized. NCBI's taxonomy places the organism in Eukaryota, Fungi, Ascomycota, Eurotiomycetes, Eurotiales, Trichocomaceae. The transcript is spliced from 6 exons. The record is from RefSeq and is a predicted model, not a curated record. The coding region runs from base 1 to 1509 and encodes 502 amino acids.